AUAUAUAGAAUUAGGGUUAAAAAAAAAAAAAAAAAAUUAGUCUCUCUUCUCACGCCUGCGGCCGGACCCCCUCAGAAUUUCUUUUCGUUCGCGCACAGCCCUUCCGUGCGCCGCUCCCUCCGAUCUUCGCUGCCGACUUCUGUGUCUCCUCUGGACCUUCACGCCGCACCCGUUCAGGUCACGCCGCCGCCGUCGGAGUUCGCGUCUCAGAUCUUGAGGUGCAAGUCAGCCGUCCGUUCCGCCGUUCGUGUGCGCCGGUCGCGGGCGUCUCUUCGCCGUUCCAGAUUAGUGUCAUCAUUUGCCACGGUGUGCUGUUCAUGCACGAUCCAGCCAGUUUUCUUUGACCAAGUUCUCACUUCGCCGUGCCAAUUUUGAUCUCUGAAAACUACUCUCUUGAAUUCAGAAAUGUCAGGCAACUACUUUACGCUUGUAUUUGACGUGCAUACGGAACACUCUCGAGGCUGCGAUGUGCCUUCAGAAUUUCCCUUGUCAAGAAGUUGAAAGACACAACAAGCCGGAGGUUGAACUAAAGACCAGCUCAGAACUUCUUCUCAAUCCUAUCUUAAUAUGUAGAAAUGAGUCGGAGAAGUGUUUGAUUGAGACAUCUAUAAACUCUCUCCGUAUCAGUCUCAAGGUUAAGCAGACAGAUGAACUGGAGAACAUCCUAACUAAAAAGUUCCUUCGAUUUCUGUCAAUGAGGGCAGAAGCUUUCCAGGUGCUGAGAAGAAAACCUGUACAGGGAUAUGACAUUAGCUUUCUCAUAACGAACUAUCAUUGUGAGGACAUGCAGAAGCAAAAACUCAUUGAUUUUAUUGUACAGUUUAUGGAGGAUAUUGAUAAAGAGAUUAGUGAACUUAAAAUGUCUGUGAACACUCGGGGAAGGCUUGUAGCAACAGAGUUUCUAAAGCAAUUCAUUUGAUAUCUCUCUCUUAUAAUCUAGGCCCUCAAAGAUUUGUCAAACUUUCAAGACCUUUAACCGGUCGUCUCCAUCUUGAAGCCCGCCCAAACAGGAAAUCCUCGAGAGGCUUGGAUAAAUCACCCUAUUAUGAAUUGAUCAAAGUUUUUGUCUAUAUGGUUUGUUCCUCUUUAAGAUGUAGGUCCAGUGGAUAGGCCUUGAUUGGUUUUCUUUUUCUUUUUCCUUUCUAUAUAUAUAUAUGGACGCUAUGAUAAUUGCAUUUAGUGGGCUCAAUGAACAAUUCAUUACAACGUGGAUUGGGAUUGUUGAGUUCGGAUGGGAAUGAAUAGUUGGAAUAUCCGAUCAAUAUGUCGCUGUAAGUAUUGCCCCUCCUGCAAAGUCUGGACCCAAAAUCUCUUUUGCUUCCUUAAAUCCUUUUCUGUAAUCA
Molecule: messenger RNA, 1343 nt
Organism: Benincasa hispida (wax gourd)
Lineage: Eukaryota; Viridiplantae; Streptophyta; Magnoliopsida; Cucurbitales; Cucurbitaceae
Gene: ARPC4
Product: binding protein
Biological process (GO): Arp2/3 complex-mediated actin nucleation; actin filament polymerization
Cellular component (GO): Arp2/3 protein complex; actin cytoskeleton
Molecular function (GO): actin filament binding
Source: RefSeq, a predicted model, not a curated record